AUGGCCGCAUCCACCCUGUCCGUCUGCUCCAGCAACGCCUGCCCCGACUCCUGGCAGGUGGACGACUGCCCAGAGAGCUGCUGCGAGCCCCCCUGCUGUGCCCCCUCCUGCUGUGCCCCCUCCUGCCUGACGCUCAUCUGCACCCCUGCGAGCUGCGGGUCCAGCCCCUGCCAACCAGCCUGCACCAGCUCCUGCCAGCCCUCCUGCUGCAGCUCCUCCCCCUGCCAGGAAGACUGCUGCGUGUCUCUCUGCUGCAAGCCCGUCUGCUGCACCCCUGUCUGUUGCAAGCCCAUCUGCUGCACCCCUGUCUGCUGUGAGGCCUCUCCCUGCUCAGGCUCUUCAUGCUGCCAGCAGUCUAGCUGCCAGCCCUCCUGCUGCAGCUCCUCCCCCUGCCAGGAAGGCUGCUGCCAGCCUGUCUGCUGCACCCCUGUGUGCUGCAAGCCCGUCUGCUGCACCCCUGUCUGCUGCAAGCCCGUCUGCUGCACCCCUGUGUGCUGCAAGCCCGUCUGCUGCACCCCUGUCUGCUGCAAGCCCCUCUGCUGCACCCCUGUCUGCUGCAAGCCAGUCUGUUGCACCCCUGUCUCCUGCAAGCCCGUCUGCUGCACCCCUGUCUGCUCCGGGCCCUCCUCCUUCUGCCAGCCCAGCCCCUGCUCCUCGUCCUGCUGCAGACCGUCCUCCUGCAUGUCCCUGCUCUGCCGCCCCGUGUGCAGGCCCGCCUGCUGCGUGCCCGCCUCGGCCCAGAAGUCCUGCUGCUGA
This is a messenger RNA of Mustela lutreola (European mink), 756 nucleotides long. Its product is annotated as keratin-associated protein 10-9-like. Lineage: Eukaryota; Metazoa; Chordata; Mammalia; Carnivora; Mustelidae. The record is from RefSeq and is a predicted model, not a curated record. The transcript has a single exon. Bases 1 to 756 code for a protein of 251 amino acids. Gene Ontology annotation, cellular component: keratin filament.